Messenger RNA from Oryzias melastigma (Indian medaka), 3904 nucleotides. RefSeq names its product guanine nucleotide binding protein (G protein), beta polypeptide 1b (gene gnb1b). The coding region runs from base 636 to 1658 and encodes 340 amino acids. Gene Ontology annotation, cellular component: heterotrimeric G-protein complex; cytoplasm. Gene Ontology annotation, molecular function: protein binding; signaling receptor complex adaptor activity. The record is from RefSeq and is a predicted model, not a curated record. Gene Ontology annotation, biological process: G protein-coupled receptor signaling pathway. The transcript is spliced from 10 exons. Lineage: Eukaryota; Metazoa; Chordata; Actinopteri; Beloniformes; Adrianichthyidae.
GUUUGGAUGAUAUUAGAUUGUAGUCUUUAUUUGUUGUAAACCGAUAGAUCCUAUAACCAGCGACAGAUGGAUCAAAGAGGAGCAGCUUCAUCUCCAGUCUCUUAAAAUACCACAAUCGAAGGUUUCCUUCCAGCCGCUGCUGCAGCGUGGGGUUUCCCAGCGCCGACUGCAGGGUCACCGCGCCCAUCUCGUCGUUCGAUGGCCGCACCAGCGUCCUAGCACGGGGAGCAAAAGUGAUAACCGCUGCAAAGUGUCAAGAGUAGACCGUCUGCUUCAUGAAGAAGACUAGUUUAUUGGUUUGUUUGUUUUAGUUGGUCGUUUAGGACUGUCAGCGCAGUCCUCAGCUCACGGUUAGUGGGUGUGAUUCUCUUUCCCCCCUCUCACCCUCCCCUCUCCGCCUGGUUGUCAAGCUCCCCAGCCGUAGCCUGCGUUCGGGAAGGGCUGCUCCACGGAAAACUACGCUAGCUGGGUUGGCUAGUUAGUAAGCUAGCGCUGUGCUGUUCGUUGAUGCGUGAAUCGAAGGAAUACACCGAUUUGUUUUCCAGUCAAUGCCAAAACGCAAACACAGACGCAAAUUGAAUCAGAUCAAAAGUACCCUGGUUGUUGGAGUAAGGUUAUAAAUAAGGCAGAUUAAAAUGAGUGAACUGGACCAGUUACGCCAAGAGGCAGAUCAACUCAGAAAUCAGAUCAGAGAUGCUAGGAAAGCUUGUGCAGACGCCACGCUAGCGCAGAUCACAGCUAAUAUUGACCCCGUCGGGCGAAUUCAAAUGCGCACAAGACGAACACUGCGCGGUCAUUUGGCUAAAAUCUAUGCCAUGCACUGGGGUUCAGACUCGAGGCUCCUGGUCAGCGCCUCUCAAGAUGGGAAGCUCAUUAUUUGGGAUAGUUAUACCACAAACAAGGUUCAUGCCAUUCCACUUCGAUCCUCCUGGGUCAUGACUUGUGCAUAUGCACCAUCAGGAAAUUAUGUUGCGUGUGGUGGCUUAGACAACAUCUGUUCCAUUUACAACCUGAAAACACGUGAGGGCAAUGUACGCGUGAGCCGUGAGCUGGCCGGACAUACAGGAUACCUCUCCUGCUGUCGUUUCCUUGAUGACAACCAGAUUGUUACAAGCUCUGGAGAUACCACUUGUGCACUUUGGGACAUUGAAACAGGGCAGCAGACAACCACAUUUGCGGGACACACCGGCGACGUCAUGAGUCUUUCUCUGGCUCCGGACUCCCGGUUAUUCGUCUCUGGUGCUUGUGAUGCCUCUGCUAAACUCUGGGACAUCCGGGAGGGCAUGUGCAAACAGACGUUCACCGGUCACGAGUCUGACAUCAAUGCCAUCUGUUACUUCCCUAAUGGCAACGCCUUUGCCACGGGCUCCGACGAUGCCACCUGCAGACUGUUUGAUCUGCGUGCCGAUCAGGAAUUAAUGGUCUACUCCCAUGACAACAUUAUAUGCGGCAUCACCUCAGUUGCAUUCUCAAAGAGCGGACGCCUGCUUCUGGCUGGAUACGACGACUUCAACUGUAACGUGUGGGACACACUAAAAGCAGACCGUGCAGGUGUGUUGGCUGGACAUGACAACCGCGUUAGCUGCCUGGGAGUUACUGAUGAUGGCAUGGCAGUUGCAACAGGAUCCUGGGACAGUUUUCUGAAGAUCUGGAAUUGAAGCCUGAAGGUUUUAUUUAGUUUUUUUUUUUUUUUUCUUGUUUAGUUGUACAUUUUUAAUGUUUGUGUUUGGUAAGCCCCUUAAAUCCAAACUAUAGAGGGUAAGCACACAGUGGCACAGCCUGCCAGUGCCGUAUUGGCUGGAAGCGUUUCGGAGAGUUGAAUGGGACUCUGAUGGUUAAUAUCUGCUUAACCGCUAGAUGUCAUCAUAGAAAAUGAGGGUAAUCCCUGGGGGGUAAUGGAGUCUUAACUAAUGCUUCGCCCUUUUAACAAAUUAAUUUUUCACCUUUUAGUGCUUCACCUGUGGUGCUGUUCAACUUCCCUGAAGCUAACCAGCCAAUACAGUGAGCUGAAACAAGGAUAGGGUUUUAAGUGCUCCUCUAUUCAGCUCCUUCAAAGCUGGCAGCACAAGCUGCAUCUUUACUUCUUAGGAUUCUUUUGUGUCGAAUGAAAGUUACAUCGGGCAAGCUAAACAUAUCGGUUUCUUUUAAUCCUAAAGUUGUUUGUUUGUUUCCCAGAUGUUCUUUUAACUCCAAAGUUGACUGGAAGACCAUAACAACUUGAGAAUGUUCACAGCAUCUUCUUCAACACUGUUAAAACUGACUUGGACACCACAAAAAAAACAAAACAAACAAAAAAAAACCAGAAGGGAAACCAAUGCCUUUCCUACACAAAGAAGAGCACAAUUGUUUUAUCACCUAAUUAAGAAAGGAUCUCCUGUGGUAUCAAAUCAGAAACUUGUGCAUUCCUUCUUGGACCAUUUUAUGUUACCUUGAAAGAGAAAACAACACUAUUCAUCCCAUGCAAAUGUGUGCGUCUUGAAAGCAAAUGUUGGAGUGUAAUUGUACAAAUUAUUUAACUUUUUUUUUUCUUUUCUUUUUUUUAAGAUUUCUAUUCUGAUGGUUUGUUAUUCUUGACGGCUUUUUUUUUUCUUUUUUUUUUUUUCAUUCCUUCAGUGGUUUUAGAUAUGUUUGAAUUACAGCUAGUCUUUCUAUUCCAGGUAAAAUCAUAUAAAAUUCAUAAGGAAAACAUGUAAAGCUUGGAUCAUAUUACACAAACAGCUUUCAAAAUGUCCAUAAUGUAUUUAUAUUCUAGCUUUUUUUUGUUUGUUUCAUCACAGCUUUUUGCACAUAAAGCUUUGCCUUUCAACUAAUGCUAUGUUAACUAACCAAGCACCUGAUAUAAGUUAUGAAUGCUCAUUCCAGUACAAAAAAGAGUUGCAAGCGAAUAAUCCAGAUAACUUAAAUCUUGUCCAUGCUUACAUGAGAUCAAGUGAAACGGUGACAAAAUCUGAGGUCUAAUUGAAAUGUUUGAAAGGAUUUUUUUAUUCCGAUUCCACGUCGAAACACCUCGUCUGACUUAAUAGACACUUGCUUUUGCUUGGGACUGCAGUCGCAACUGAAUGAAAUGUACAAAUCAAUGUCUGAAAAUAAUGGUCUAUUUUAAGUUAUGACAUUUAAUUUUGUCUGCCAUGAGGUUCAUUUAGAUGUGCAUGCUGUAGACUUGCUUUCAGUGGUGCAAAAUCCUCCAUUCUUUUUUUUUUCUUUCUUUCUUUUCUUUUUUUUUUUUUUUUAAUUAUUAGUAUUACCUGAAGUGGAGAGUUGGUUGAUGCAAAGAGGCCCUUUCUCCAGACUCUGCAACCAUCACAUACUAAUACUGGUAACGCUAUGCACCAGAAUGAGCAAAAAUGGCGGAAGAAAUAUUAUUGAUUGCAUACUUCGUGUAAAUUACGCUUACCAGUUCUAUUAAUGCCAAUUUUUUGUAAUAAUUAUACCAAUAACUGUUUGAAUUCUGUCUUUGACAAGUCCUUUUCUCUCCUUUUAAAAUCCUCACUCUCAAUAGAACAAAAUGUCCUCACAUAUUGUCUAUACUAAAACUUUUGUACAUUUUUAUUUCUUGGUCUUAAAUUGAAAAUUUGGAAAAUCUGAAUGACAACAAUUCACUGUAUACAGAAGCACUUUUGUUAAAGGUUGUGACAUAUUUUCACUUUUCUUUUUCUCUGCAAUGAUGUACAAUAAAUGUGAUGUAUUCGUGUGUGGCCACAAGUGAAAAUGCAAUUCAGCCGAGAUGGAUUUCCUUUUCUCUUUCCAUUAAUAUUAUAGAGCUCUGCACCCUUAUGUACCUUUUCACUUUUUGUAUUUCAUUUCCGUCUGUUGGUGUUCCAUGGUGAGCUGGAUGCAAGAUAGAUACUGUACUAAAUUGUACUGUUAUUGAUUGAAAAUGUAAUAAAAAGCUGUUUGAGAUCUA